AGUGGGGCGCGGCCGAAAGUAGAGGGAGCCCGGGCACCUCGAACCCAGGAGGCACCCGGUGGGCAGGGGCGGGGAGGAGGCGCGCGCGGGGACGGAGCCCGCACGCACCCCGACCGCGGGCGCGGAGAUGGCCGCGCCCUCCCGGCAGCCCCCCCUCGGCGGGUCGGGGCUGCUCCGCGGGAGCCGGGCUCGUUCUUACGGAAGCCUCGCGCAGUCGGCCUGCUCCCCCGGGAGGGAAAGACGCCUGGAGCAUCAGCUGGCGCCCGGAGACACCCUGGCCGGCCUGGCGCUCAGAUACGGGGUGACGAUGGAGCAGAUCAAGCGAGCCAACCGCCUCUAUACUAAUGACUCCAUCUUCCUGAAGAAAACCCUCCGCAUCCCUGUGCUCACGGAGCCCGGGGACGUGUUCAGCGGUUUGGAUUCUGAAGAAGAGGAAGAGCGAGAGGGGGCGCAGCCGGGGCAGGCUACGGUUUGCCCGCCGCCAGCCCGGGGGCAGCAGGCGCCGGGCGCAGGACCAGCCGUCGGCGAGGGGCGCCCCGGCCCCGGCCAGGGGGCCCCCACGCCCGCCCAUGACCUCUCUGCCUCUGAUUUCCUGAAGAAGCUCGACUCCCAGAUCAGCCUGUCCAAGAAGGCCGCUGCCCAGAAGCUGGCACGCGGGGACGACGGGGCACCUGUGGAAGACGCAGGCCCUCACCUGAGCUCUCCCCGGACGCAGCAGCGCGCAGUCCUCGGCCCCGUGCCUCUGACCCGGACCUCUCGGACCCGCACGCUUCGGGACCAGGAGGAUGAAAUCUUCAAACUCUGACGUCUCCAGAACGGAUGGCGAGAAGCAAGAUGCU
Molecule: messenger RNA, 839 nt
Organism: Condylura cristata (star-nosed mole)
Lineage: Eukaryota; Metazoa; Chordata; Mammalia; Eulipotyphla; Talpidae
Gene: LYSMD1
Product: LysM, putative peptidoglycan-binding, domain containing 1
Exons: 3
Coding region: 128-805 (225 amino acids)
Source: RefSeq, a predicted model, not a curated record